AUGAGCGAGCCACUCACCACCCUUGCAAACGGCUUAUUCUCUUUUCUCUGUAGUAAGGCAGUAUGGGAAAACAUGGCACGGAUGUGUGUGAAAACCCGCCGACUGGAUGUGGCACGUGUGUGUCUUGGGAAUAUGGGGAAUGCCAGGGCAGCGAAAGCACUGCGGGAGGCCGAGACGGAGCCUGAGCAAGAAGCCCAGGUGGCAAUGCUGGCCAUUCAGCUGGGCAUGCUGGAAGAAGCAGAAAAGUUGUACAAGAGCUGUCAACGCUAUGACCUGCUGAACAUUUUCUAUCAGGCCUCUGGCCAAUGGCAGCAAGCUUUGGAGACAGCUGAAGUUCACGAUCGCAUCCACCUGCGCACCACCUACUACAAUUAUGCCAAAUACCUCGAGUCCAUGGGCGACAAGAACCUGGCCCUGGCUUAUUAUGAAAAGUCAGACACGCACAGGGUCGAAGUGCCCAGAAUGCUCCAGGAUGACCCGUCAUUGUUAGAGUUCUAUGUCCACAAAACGAAGGACAAGAACAUCUACAAGUGGUGGGCGCAGUACCUGGAAAGUCAGUCAGACAUGGAUUCAGCUCUGCAUUUCUACGACCUGGCUCAGGAUUACCUCUCCCUGGUUCGAGUCUACUGCUACAUGGGGAACAUUCAGGAGGCGUCUCAGAUCGCUAAUGACACAGGUGACAGAGCUGCAUCAUACCACCUGGCCAGGCAUUACGAGGGUCAUGAUGACAUCAAACAAGCUGUCCACUUUUACACUCGAGCUCAGGCCUAUAACAACGCCAUACGACUUUGCAAGGAGAACGGUCUGGAUGACCAGCUAAUGAAUCUAGCUCUGCUCAGUAACUCCGAGGACAUGAUGGAGGCUGCUUGUUACUACGAGGAGAGAAGCACGCACAUGGACCGAGCCGUUGCACUCUACCACAAGGCCGGUUACGUCUCCAAAGCUCUAGAGCUGGCCUUUGCCACAGAGCAGUUCUCUGCACUUCAGCUCAUUGCAGAUGACCUAAAUGAGAACUCUGACCCAGCUCUCCUUGCUCGCUGCUCCGACUUCUUCAUCACACACUCCCAGUAUGAAAAGUCAGUGGAGUUACUGGUCGCAGCCAAGAAGGUACCUGUUCGACACAUUUUCACCUGCAUGUGGAUCUACAUGUAUGAAUAUGUGAUAUUUAUGUUUCCUCACAUGUGCCCCCAGUACAAUCAAGCCCUAGAGUUGUGUUUGGUUCAAAACUUGACGAUCACUGAGGAGCUGGCUGAGAGGAUGACGGUGACUGAUUCAAAAGACUUGUCUGAAGAGGCUCGCAAGGAGCUGCUGGAGAAGAUAGCUGACUGCUGCAUGCGGCAGGGAAACUACCACCUGGCUACCAAAAAAUACACACAGGCAGGAAGCAAACAGAAGGCAAUGAAAGCUCUCCUCAAAUCAGGCGACACAGAGAAAAUUAUUUUCUUUGCCAACGUGUGCCGCCAGAAAGAGCUUUUCAUCAUGGCUGCCAACUAUCUUCAGUCUCUGGACUGGCGUAAAAGCCCAGAAAUCUUGAAGAAUAUCAUUGGUUUUUACACCAAGGGCAGGGCACCAGACCUCCUCGCUGGCUUCUAUGAAGCCUGUGCUCAGGUAGAAAUAGAUGAUUACCAAAACUAUGAAAAGGCGCUGGAUGCACUGACUGAGGCUUUCAAGUGCCUUUCAAAAGUAAAGGACUCCUCAGGUGGUCAACAAGAAGCGAGACUAGUCCACCUGCAGCAUAAGAUUACCCUGAUCAAAAAGUUUGUCCACAUUCGCGGACUGUAUGCGGAGGAUUCAGAUGAGGCGGUGCGGUUGUGUGAAGCUCUGCUGGACGAGCCAGAAUUGGACCCGGCUGUCAGGAUAGGGGAUGCAUUUGGUUUCCUUGUUGAGCAUCACUGUCAGCAAGGCAACUUCCAAGUGGCCUACCAUAAGCUAGAUGAGCUCCAAAAGCUGCUGCCAUCCCAGAAUGUCAAGUUCUACAUUAGCCAGGCGAGCCUAGAGGCCCUGCAGAGAGAGAUGGGCCUACCAGUAGAGCACUCUGGCCGAAGAUCCAGUGUGAAAGAGGAAGACGAAGUGGAGGAGGACUUGAAUAUGUCUUGA
Messenger RNA from Menidia menidia (Atlantic silverside), 2097 nucleotides. The record is from the annotation of a GenBank genome assembly. NCBI's taxonomy places the organism in Eukaryota, Metazoa, Chordata, Actinopteri, Atheriniformes, Atherinopsidae.